Messenger RNA from Beta vulgaris subsp. vulgaris (sugar beet), 1914 nucleotides. RefSeq lists its product as uncharacterized. The transcript has a single exon. The coding region runs from base 1 to 1914 and encodes 637 amino acids. The record is from RefSeq and is a predicted model, not a curated record. Lineage: Eukaryota; Viridiplantae; Streptophyta; Magnoliopsida; Caryophyllales; Amaranthaceae.
AUGGCAAGCCACACCCCACCGACCGAUCCUCCGGCCAAGCGACCUCUGAGCAGAGCCCACAACCCAGUGAGAAAACUUCGUUCACUGGGGACGGGUCACCAGGGGGAGCAAGGCUGGGAUGACCAUGAUCAGGUGGCCAACUCCAAGACCCCCACGGAGCAGGUGGGGGAGGAGGAAGAAGAGGAGGAAGCUCAGGAUACAGAGGUCCAACAACAUUCUUCUCAACCCUGGAAAGGGAGUAAGUACAGGCGACGAGCGCCGGUAUCCCUGCGGAACUCGCCAUUCUCCACUGCUAUUCUGCAAGAGCCCAUGGAGAAGAUCAAAAUGCUGACAUGUAAGUAUGACGGCAAGACUGACCCGGAAGAUCAUAUAUCGGCCUAUGAAGGGCACAUGCUGCUAUACACCGAUACUGACUCAGUAUGGUGUAAGGUGUUCCCCUCUACGCUAACUGGGCUGAGUCAGACCUGGUUCAAGAGUAUACCACCGGCAACAAUCUUUGACUUUCGCCAGCUAACAUCAAUUAUCGUUACACACUUUGUUAGUAACAAGCGCAGGGAGAAAACUACAGGCGAGCUGAUGUCGGUCAAGCAAGGGGAGACAGGAAGUCUGAGAGACUAUGUAGGGCGUUUCAACGUAGAAGCUGUCACCAUCGCCACUCUGCAGCAGGAAGUUGCCGUCCUAGCCCUCAUGAUGGGUUUAAAGGAAGGGACCCCCUUCAGAAGCUAUUUGGGCCGUAAAAAGCUGACAAGUCUUACAGAGGUCUUAGGCAAGGCGAAUGACUUCAUCCGGGGGGAAGAAUUUAUCAAAGCAUCAAAUACUAAAAGGCCUGCAGCAGAGGAGAAAGACAAGGAAAAAGACCGUAAGGACGAUAAAUACCAGAAAGAUAAGAAGCCGGACACCUCCAACAGAAGAGAGGAAAGUAACUCUGUGAAGAAAGGCCACGAAGGUCGACCUGACAAAUACCACAAUUACACUCCUAUCACGACAUCCUGGGCUCAGAUAUACGAGUUGCAUAAAGAUGAUGAUAAGUGGCGGAGGCCUAGGAAAAUGUACUGCAAGAGCCGGGAUAAAUUGAAGUGGUGUGAGAUUCACAGGGACUACGGCCACAUAUCCGAAGACUGUAAAGACCUCAAGGACGGGAUCGAAGACCUCAUCAGAAGAGGCUACUUCACCCAGUACCAAGCGAGGAUCGACCAGAAGUCUCCAUCUAGAGAGGAUGAAAACGGUGAUAGAAGGCUGGUGAAAGACAGGAUCACUGAAAUCCAUGUCAUAUCUUGGGGGCCGACAAGCGGAGGAAGCAUACACGGUGCCAAAGCUAGCCUGAAAGAAGUAAGGCACCAAGUGAACUACCACAAUGCAGAGAAGUGGCCGGCACCUCCAACCAUGCCAGCUGUGGCUUUUACGUCGGAGGACGCCAAGGGCAUUGUCUACCCCCAUGACGAUCCCUUGGUAGUAUCUCUGCAUAUAUCAACCGCAAUGGUACAUCGCGUGCUGGUAGAUGGAGGAAGCUCUGCCAAUAUCCUGUAUAAGGAGACAUUCGAAAAAAUGGGAUUCGACAUUGCAUGUCUGAAGCCGGUCUCAUAUCCGGUUAUCGAUUUCACAGGGGCAUCUGUCGUCCCAGAAGGAACCAUUAAGCUGGCUGUAAAACUGGGGGAAGGAUCUCAUUCUAGGGACCUGAUAGUGGAAUUCCUCGUUGUUGACGUCCCGGCAGCGUACAACGCCAUCAUAGGACGUCCAUUGAUUCGUGAUGCCCAAGUUGUGGUAUCAACCUACCACCUUACAAUGGUCUAUACCUCCAACGACGGUAACCCUGAGAAGGUCAGGGGGAAUCAGGAAUCAGCAAGGGCUUGCUACUUGACCGCUCUCAGACACUCCGAUCAUAAACGUCCCGCUAAUACACCGCCAUCGGAGUGA